Molecule: messenger RNA, 861 nt
Organism: Alternaria infectoria
Lineage: Eukaryota; Fungi; Ascomycota; Dothideomycetes; Pleosporales; Pleosporaceae
Exons: 2
Coding region: 1-861 (286 amino acids)
Molecular function (GO): phosphatidylcholine lysophospholipase A1 activity
Source: RefSeq, a predicted model, not a curated record
AUGUUGACCCUCAAACUCCUCUCCCUCGCCGGCCUGUUCACGACGACAGCCGCACAAACCACCAACCCCACAAUCCGCUACAUGCCUUUCGGCGACUCCAUAACCGAGAUAAUCUGCUGGCGCUCCAAACUCUGGCAACGCCUCCAAACCACGCCCUUCAACUCCUCCACCGUCGACUUCGUCGGCAGCGGCAAGACCGAGAACAACUGCGCGGACACGUCCUACGACCGCGACAACGAAGGCCACUCUGGUUUCCUCGCUAUCGAUAUCGCAAACAAGGGCCAGUUGGAUGGGUGGCUGAAAAGCAAUCCUGCGGAUGUGAUUACGAUGCAUCUUGGCACGAAUGACAUUGUGCAGCAGAAUAAGGCGGUGGCGGAUAUUAUUAAGGCGUUUGGGACGUUGGUGGGGAGUAUGAGGGGGGCGAAUCCGAGGAUGAAGAUUGUGGUGAACGCCGUCUCAUCGCGUAGCAUACUUCUGGGCUUCGCGCUCGAGCCUGAAGUCUUUUCGCGAGUAACAUUGGGUGGUCUCGUUGUAUACCAAUCGCUUAUUCACUCACCUUCGCAGGUCGCGCAAAUCAUCCCCAUGGGCUUCGGUAGCUACAAUACCAACAUCCAAGACCUGAAUCGCGCAAUCGUUCCAUGGGCUCAGGGUCUCAACACGACGGAAAGCCCCAUCUGGGUUGUGGACCAGUAUGCGGGUUUCAGUGGCACGGCGGACUUGAGAGAUGGAAUACAUCCGAAUGAUAGUGGGGAUGUCAAGAUGGCGAAUGUAUGGUUCCCGGCGGUUGUCAAGGCUUUUGAAGCGGUGAGGGCAGAUAGGGGCACAGCAGUCGCUAUGAUUGAGAGGGAGUUCGCUGGGUAG